Cladocopium goreaui is the source of this 1506-nucleotide messenger RNA. Lineage: Eukaryota; Dinophyceae; Suessiales; Symbiodiniaceae. The record is from the annotation of a GenBank genome assembly.
AUGGGAGAACAGCAAGCGGCACAGCAACCUGCAGAGGAGGAUGGCGGGCCCAGCUUGCUCCAGCGGUUUUUGAACAUCGGCAAGCGCUGCGUGGGCAUCUUCGCCAAGAGUUCGCCGCCCGAGCCAAACCCGGAGGUGGCUUUAUAUUUGGAAUCCAUCAAUAUCCAGCAGAGGCACUUGUUGACGAUCUACAACGUCUUCCAUGCCUUGAAGGGUCUGGAGGAAGAUGAUUCCUUCUACACCACCGUCUAUGCGGUGAACGCCGAAGUCCUUCCUGUGUUGAUUGAAGAUCGGAGGAAGUGGGUCCUGAAGCUGUUGAAAUGCAUCCUCAAACUGGGCGACUGCGAAAGGGAAGCGACCUGGGACAAGUUCCUCUGGGUGAUGUUACGCUUUUGUUCGUUGAACAAAGUGGAGCUGGCACAGGCCUUGUUUCUCUGCAUCUUGCGCAUUCGAGAUUCCACCACGUAUCACUACAUCCGCUACUACGAGCUGGGUGAGUUCUUUGCCAUCUAUCGCAACUGCCCUGUGCGAUCCUUUGAUACGGCGGACAUCAACUUUGACCUCCUGCCCACCAGAAGGUACUAUGCCUCCGACUUCGCGGAACUUCUCAUGAGAUAUCCGGUGCUGCUGCAUCCUAUGCUGCACCUGCAGCAGUGUUUGCAGUUGAAACUGCCGGGCUUAGACUUUUGGGAUAACAGCACGGAGUCGGUGUCCUUCUGUCGGAAGAUCACCUUCGACUUUUUCCUCAUGGAGACGGGUCGGAUCUUCCUCCGCGGCGAGCCGCCCUUUCGGGAAACCUGUGACAUGUUGUGUCCGGAUGCUUUGGGUGCUGUGCCCAUCAACCAAGAUCAAUGGAUCUUGAGAACGUGCUUCGCAAAGAACGGGCAGGGCAUAGCGCAGAUCUUCGUAUGGGGUGAACAACCUCUGCCAGAAGUCAUCGAGCUGAAGCAAAUGGCAAAGGAGGAGGAGGAGGAGCGUGAACGCAUCCGUUUGGAGAAGCUGAAGCAGGAAGAGGAAGAAAACUUUGAUCGGGAUAUCCCCAAGCAGGAGGCAAAGAAGAGCAGCAAGGACGAGGCCGGGCGCACGUCGUCCAAGGAAGACGUGAAGGUGGAAGACAUGACCGAAGAGGAUGCGCGAAAGCACCGUCAGCUCCAGGCGAUGGAAAAGGCCAAGCGUGAAGCGGAUGCCAAGAAGGAUCGCAGCAUGACGCAGACGGACUUGGACAUGAGCGCCUUGACGCGCACGGCGGCCACCAUGGACGAGGAGUUCUCGGCGCCGGUGGAUCUGCUGCCACCGGCCUGGAUGAAGCAUUGCACCAUUGCGCCCGCGCAACAGAAGGGAUCGGAUCCGCCGCUGCCAAUGGUGAUGAAGCAACCGGCCAAGUUGAUCUAUCGGCAGACGCAGGAGUCGGAUCGGCGGCGCCUGGCGCGAGCCAAGAAAGGCAAGGACGAGGAAGCGGAGGAGGACGAAAAUCCGAAUGAAGAUGAGAGCCCAGAUGCAUCCUGA